AUGCCAAUUCGCAGAGGUCAUGUCGCUCCCCAGAACAUGUUCCUGGACACCAUCAUCCGCAGACUGGAGGGUCGCAAUCGGAAGUUCGUCAUCGGCAAUGCUCGGGUGGGCGACUGUGCCAUCAUUUUCUGCAACGAUGCCUUCUGCCAGAUGUGUGGUUACUCACGGGCGGAGGUGAUGCAGAAACCCGGGACCUGUGAAUUCCUGCACGGCCCUCAGACCAAGAGCGCUGCGGCCGCCCAGAUCGCCCAGGCUCUGCGCAGUUCCCAGGGACGGAAGGUGGAGCUGCUACUCUACAGGAAGGAUGGGUCCUGUUUCCUCUGCCUGGUGGAUGUUGUUCCUGUGCGCUGUGAGAGAGACUCUGUCAUCAUGUUCAUCCUGAACUUUGAGGUGACCUUGGAGGAGGUGAUGCUGGAUGCAGCCUGGAAGGAGAAGGUUCCGGCACCCUGGUUCACUGCUGCCCACCGCCCGCCGAUCCCGACGCCAGCCCGCCGAUCCCGACGCCAGCCCACCGAUCCCGACGCCAGCCCACCGCCCGCCGAUACCGACGCCAGCCCACCGCCCGCCGAUACCGACGCCAGCCCACCGCCCGCCGAUACCGACGCCAGCUCACUGAUACUGACGCCAGCCCACCGCCCACCGAUACUGACGCCAGCUCACCGAUACCAACAGACUGUGAAGGAUGUGCUGAGAACCCCACUGCCCAGCUCCACCUCGGACACUGACCUGGUGACCCACACUGUCAGCAAGAUCCCACAGAUCACCUUCAACUUGGUGGACAUGGAAGGGGAUCGGUUCACUCUGCCGGCCACCAGUGACCAGGACAUCAUCACUCCCAAGGUCAGGGAGAGGAACCACACCGUCACCGACAAGGUCACCCAGGUGCUGUCUCUUGGAGCUGAUGUGCUGCCCGAGUACAAGCUGCAGGCUCCCCGGAUUCAUAAGUGGACCAUUCUUCAUUACAGCCCCUUCAAGGCCGUGUGGGAUUGGCUCAUCCUCCUGUUGGUGAUCUACACUGCCAUCUUCACACCCUACUCUGCAGCCUUCCUACUGAACGACCAGGAGGAGGUGAGGCGGAGGGACUGUGGAUACUCCUGCAACCCCCUCAAUGUGGUGGACCUGAUAGUGGACAUCAUGUUCAUUAUCGACAUCCUCAUUAACUUCUGCACCACCUACGUCAACAGCAACGACGAGGUGGUCAGUAGUCCAGCAAAGAUAGCUGUCCAUUACUUCAAGGGCUGGUUCCUCAUCGACAUGGUGGCCGCCAUACCCUUCGAUCUGCUCAUCUUCCGUUCCGGCUCAGAGGAGACAACCACUCUGAUUGUCCUGUUGAAGACCGCGCGCCUCCUGCGUUUGGUGCGUGUGGCUCGUAAGCUGGACCGCUACUCGGAGUAUGGAGCGGCUGUCCUCUCUUUGCUCAUGUGCACCUUUGCCCUGAUCGCCCACUGGCUGGCCUGCAUCUGGUACGCCAUCGGCAACGUGGAGCGGAGCUUCCUGCGGCCAAGGAUCGGCUGGUUGGAUUCGCUGGGUGACCAGAUCGGCAAACAGUACAGCGAGAACGACACCUCCUCUGGCCCCACCGUCAAGGACAAGUACGUCACUGCACUCUACUUCACCUUCAGCAGCUUAACCAGCGUGGGGUUUGGGAAUGUCUCGCCCAACACCAACUCAGAGAAGAUCUUCUCCAUCUGCGUCAUGCUCAUUGGCUCUCUCAUGUACGCCAGCAUUUUUGGCAAUGUCUCUGCGAUCAUCCAGCGCCUGUACUCAGGCACGGCUCGCUACCACACCCAGAUGUUGCGAGUCCGGGAGUUCAUCCGCUUCCACCAGAUCCCUAAUCCCUUGCGCCAGCGGCUGGAGGAGUAUUUCCAGCACGCCUGGUCCUACACCAACGGCAUCGACAUGAACGCGGUGUUGAAGGGUUUCCCCGACUGUCUACAGGCGGACAUCUGCCUGCACCUGAACCGCAGCCUGCUGCAGCACUGCCAGGCGUUCCACGGUGCCUCGGGGGGCUGCCUGCGGGCACUGGCCAUCCGGUUCCGCACCACGCACGCCCCCCCAGGGGACACGCUGCUGCACGCCGGCGAUGUGCUCACCGCGCUCUACUUCAUCUCCCGUGGCUCCAUCGAGGUGCUGCGUGACAACCUGGUGCUGGCCAUCCUUGGGAAGAACGAUGUGUUUGGGGAGCCCAUCAACCUGUUUGCACGGGCGGGGAAGUCCAGCGCAGACGUGCGGGCGCUGACCUACUGUGACCUUCACCGUAUCCAGCGCGAGGACCUGCUGGAAGUGAUGGACACCUACCCAGAGUUCUCGGGACACUUCUGGUCCAACCUGGAGAUCACCUUCAACCUGCGCGAUACCUCGACAAUGCCGGGUUCGAGCUCCGGUGAGGAGUCGUCUCCCUCUGGCUGUCUGCGCAGGAGGAAGCUGCAGUCUCGGAGGAGGACAGAGCACGGUGAUGGUCGGUUGGACAAGGGUGGGAAACCCUCGGGAAUGUGGAGUGACCUUCGCCCAGGAGCCACAUGUGGAGCGAGCAGAGAGAAGACGCACAGCACCUUGUCCUCUCGUUCCCUGCAGAGUGACCAGGAGCACACAGUCCUGUUCCCUGGGACCAUCGAGCUCUCUCCACUGCGUUCCACCAGUCACAGUGACUUCCUCUUCAUGCCGGGAAGUGAAUCGCAGAGGGAGCAGGCAGGAGAAGGUUGCCGUAAUGCCAGCUCAGGGCAUCUCUCCAACAUCUUCGGUUUCUGGGCCAGACCACCCACCCACCUGCUGCAGGACAUCUGCCCCCGACCAACGGUCACUCCUUGCUCGGGCCCCCGGCCGGUGUCCACUCCCAGCCGCCACCAGUGGGCCAACAUCGACCGCAGGCUGCAACUCCUGCAGAAACAACUAACCAGGCUGGAGUCCCAGGUGACGGCCGAUGUCUCCUCCAUCCUGCAGCUGCUCCAGAGACCCCUGGUGCUGACCCCUCCAGCCUACAGCACCGUCUCCACCCACCCCCCUCACCCACCCAGCGGGUAUCAGAUCUCAUCGACGACAACGGCAUCAUUCACUCAGGGUGGUGCGGGGCAGGAGUCGGCUCCCGUGUGUGAUGGAAUGUUGUGGGGGAGCGACAUGUUGGAGGGGAGUGGACCCCACACCACGCAGGGUGAGAGGAGGGGGAGCUGGGCAUGGACGGGCCCAGACUCUGGACCCAUCGGACGCCACCAAUCGCUGCCCGAGCAGCUCCCAGGACUCCAGAAUGUUCCGCAGCCCCACAGGGUGACCUCCAACCCUGGCAGCUAA
Pristis pectinata (smalltooth sawfish) is the source of this 3285-nucleotide messenger RNA. RefSeq names its product potassium voltage-gated channel subfamily H member 2-like. The record is from RefSeq and is a predicted model, not a curated record. Gene Ontology annotation, molecular function: inward rectifier potassium channel activity. Lineage: Eukaryota; Metazoa; Chordata; Chondrichthyes; Rhinopristiformes; Pristidae. Gene Ontology annotation, biological process: regulation of ventricular cardiac muscle cell membrane repolarization; regulation of heart rate by cardiac conduction; potassium ion transmembrane transport. Gene Ontology annotation, cellular component: membrane.